CGUUGACGGUCUGUCACAUUUCACACUGGGCUCAUACGCUCACAUUCACAGGGCUCACAAUAAUAUCGACAGAUAGGAGCACGGCGGAGGGGAGCCCGUUGAAGCCUCUUAAAGCUGCUGCUGUUGGAGAAAAAGUGGAAAAAAGACUCAGGAGGAAGAAAAAAAAAAAAAAAGGAACUAGAGGAAAUCCCCCGAAAGGAAAUGCCAAUCGCAGCCGCUGGACAGCCAACGACCCAGGAGCCCAGAGUUUGCCCCCGGCUGCCCUCCACCCCGGAGCCCGUCACUAAAGGGGCCGACUUAUUAUUCGAAGAGGCGGGGACGGCGGAGUCGCCGGAGCGCACAGAGUACGGGGCCGCCGAGGGGGGCAGAGCGGGGCUCGGGGGCUUCGCUUACAGCCACAGCGGCGCUAGGAGCUUCGUGCUGCCCGGAUCCACCGUCGGCUCUCCGCCGCGGUCGCCGACCGCCGCCGCCGCCUCCUCCUCCUCUUCCGCCUCCUCCUUCCUCCUCCACCUCUCUCACCCCCACCAAAUGGCCAUGGAACCCCCACGGACUCGAUCGCGUUCUCGGUCUGGAUACUACCAGCAGUACGGCGUUGGGAGUAACGCCGCCGGAGUUACGGUGUCCAGCCACCACCACCAUCACCACCUCCACCAUCAUCUCCACCAGCAGCAGCAGCAACAACAACAACAACAACACCACCAUCAUCUCCACCAGCAGCAGCAGCAACAACAACACCAGCAGCAGCAGCUCGGUGCCGGCUGCGCACCACUCGGAGCUCACAGCAAUCACCCGGAGAACCAGCAGCGAUUGCCGGGAAGCAACGCCUCCCCCGGCAUUCAGAGGCUCCCCUCUGUGCCCGGAGUGCACCACAUCCCGAUGGCAGGAGCCUCUGGUGGAGCGUAUCACUGCCACCCGGACCAUGCAUAUGGAGAGGAGACUGAUAAGAGCGAGGAGAGCCCCAGUCCGAAGCGCCAGAGGCUGUCCAGUCAGUCCGUCUUAGAGCAGCUGACCUCAUCUGCGCCCCUGCCAUCCACGCCUUCCCCCCCCAUCCGCCCGUGGGAGUCGGGGCCUCCGAGCCGGCGGCAGCCUCACCCUCACGCCCACUACCACCAGGAGCGGUGCCUCACGCCGCCUCGGCUCCGGCGCAGCCCGCCGGCGAGGCGUCAGCGCGGCCGUCUCUCCAGACCCUCCCGCCACCCGCCUCUUCAUCACCACCCCUCUGCCCAAGGACCCCCGCCUCGCCUGUCGCUGUCGGAGCGUCAGGAUGAGAACUACCACAACCCCCUCGCCUCCACGCACCAGACGUACCCGCCGCACACCCCAGGCACUUACUCCCAGCCUCCAGCAGCUGGCGGCAGAGGUCCAGAGGAGCCCCGAGCCUUCCACCCCCCCACGUUAUCGUCCCAACUGUUGCACCCAGCGGCCCAUCACCACCCCCACCACCCCCAUCACCACCAUCACCAGCAGCAGCAACAGCACCACCACGCGACGCAACAGCAGCAAGGGGCCAUGGUCCUGGACCUGCACGAUCGGCUGCAGCAGGGCAACGUACCCGUCUCCUACACAGUGACCCCGGUCCCCCCACACGGCCUGCCAGCGCCUCUGUGUAGCGGUCAGCAUAUCCCGCCUUCCUGCUCGUCUCAGCAGCAGGUCCCCGCCUGCAGCGUGGUCUUCAGCACCGGGCAGCACUACCACCCGAUGUUGCAGGCGUGCUCGAUGCAUCACUUGCCGGUCUCCUACGCUUUUCCCUCGCUGUUGUCUAGUGACCCUCAGUUCCUGAUCUCGCCUCCGCCUCAUCUCUCCCACCACUCGCCCCAUCUGCCCACACAGUUCCUGCCUUUCCAGACUCAACAGCCUCGAUCGCCCUUACAGAGGAUCGAAAACGAGGUCGACAUUGUGGGAGAGCAGCUCCCGGUUGGAGGAAGCUUCAGCUACGCCCACCACCAUCAUCAUCAUCACCACCAGCCUCCCUCCGCCCUGCCACCUUCCACGCCGCUCCAGUUCCUUUCACACCAUGACCCCCUGUCACAAGAGCUUUUCACAGUGCCAUAUCCUCACUUUAUGCCUCGGCGAUUUGCAAGCCGCCGUUACCGCUCGCCGCAGGCGGUCCCGCCGUCUCCCUACCACCCCAGCUUCCUUCCUUACUUCCUGUCAAUGCUUCCUGUUCCUCCGAAUGUGGCUCCUGCCAUCAGCCUAGAGCUGGAUGUGGACGACGGAGAGGUGGAAAACUAUGAGGCCCUGUUGAACCUCGCCGAGCGUCUGGGGGAGGCCAAACCCAGGGGUCUAACCAAGGCCGACAUAGAACAGCUUCCGUCAUACAGGUUUAACCCCAACAACCAUCAGUCUGAGCAAACACUAUGCGUCGUGUGCAUGUGUGACUUCGAGUCCCGCCAGCUGCUCAGAGUCCUCCCCUGCAAUCACGAGUUCCACGCCAAGUGCGUGGACAAGUGGCUUAAGGCAAACCGCACCUGCCCUAUCUGUCGAGCCGACGCCUCUGAGGUCCAGCGGGACUCUGAGUGACCUUGAAUGAACACCAUCAGCAGUUUUGCUUAUUUGUUUUUGGUUUUUUUUUUUAGAUGCCCUGAUAAAUGGGGGAACUCAUCCAAUCAUUGUCAUGUGACUGGGACCACUGCACAUAAACCUUUCACUCCUCAAACAGCGCACAGGUAUCAAAGCCUUCCGCUUAGCCCCCCGCUCACUUUAGACCUGGACUUCCUGAGCCUUUCGUCUCCGUUUUCAAGUCGCCGCCUGGUCAGCUGUCUUCUGACGGUCGCAGAGAAUAACUUUUUAGACGCGCCCGGCUGAACAUCCCCGUUUUAACGUCGUCGUAGAUGCUUCCCAAUUCAUGUGAUCAGUUUAUGGACAGAGGAGAUCAGUGCUAAAGGUUUUCGUUUUUAAAGUUGGCUUUCCAAAGAUUAUGGCAACAUUUCCUCUUAAUGUAAUCCAGGAUUCUUAUCUGGUUGUGAAGAAGCAAUUUUCUUUCUUUCUUUCUUUUAUAUGUUUGUGCUCUUUUUAACUGAGUCGAACUGAAUGCAAGGGUUUUAUUUCUCACUGUUCUUGUCUUCCUGACUUUGUUCGUUGUGUGGGAGUCGGUGCGGUUCUGUCGGGGGAAAUCUCUUAUUGGAACAAUGCAUAGCCUACACGUGUUGAACUAGUUUCUCCUCUCAUUGAGUUGGACUCGGGGUAUCAAGGACCUUGGGACGUUUUAGGACAUUUCUAAAAUCAUGUCUAGGACCUCGAGGAAACAAAAUAAACUCGUAAACUUCAAACGUUAGGACGUCGUGUUGCGCGUGCAGAGAUCUUCAUAAAUAUAUGAAUGCAAUUAUGUUUUAAAUCAAGUGGACUUUAGCGUCUCUCCUCAAAGCCCUUAAUCUGUUCUCGAUCCGUCUGGUUGGAACGAGUCGUUUAAACACGUUACCGUCUGUCGGUUGCCUUCAGUGCAGGUGGCGACCCAGUUCGUUUUUCCUCCACCUACCAGGAACCACUCUGACACAGCUUUCAGGUCUUAACCAGCUCUACUUCGCGUCACUGGCAGAUUUUACGCUGCAGCACUUUACACCGACGUAAUACCUACAAUAAUACCUUUCUCUGCGUUCUGAACGAACCGUUUUUUUUUUUUAAGCGCAGUCGUCCUCGGUAGCGAAAUGGGUCAAAGUUUAUUUCCGAGUCCUCUUUGGUCUGUGCGUGGCUUUUGGACACGUUUAAAAACGACUACUUCUUUGAGGUUCAAAGCUGCACCAGUCUACUUGAGGCAAAAUAAAAGCUUGUGCUCCGUCCCUUGUUGUUGUUGGUAACCUGUCGGAAUAAGUCUGACACAAAAUAUUCAACGACCGACAAACGAGCAGUAAAUAGUUCAGAUAACUGGUUUCUAUGCAUAGCGUCUCAGCUGCUGAUUCAACUGAAGGCUUGAUCUACAAGACGGCAGGAGUAAAGGCUGCAGAUGUUUACAGGCCCACACCUCUAUGGAGCAUUUUAGGGGGAAUUCCCUCCUUUCCCGUUCGCCUUAUGCCGGCGCCUCCUAAUGAUCCAAAAGAGAUCCGCCAUUUAAACUACCACUGUUUGAUUGUACUCACUGCUUGUUUCGUCUCAGUGCGGAAGCUUUACAGCAGAAGCUGCACGAAGCGCUCCGGAAGGUUCACCGAGCCGCCUUUUAAGUGGCUUACGUCGGAAAUGCCUUUUUUUACACAUCCGCAUCUUCCCCCAGGUCCAGGUUACAGGAUCAACGGCAACGGAUUUGUUCAAACCACGUUCUGCUUUCCACCAAGUGCAAAACUGUGCAUUAAUGUCUGGAUAGGUUUUCGCUUAAUUAUGUUCUUCAUCUGCAUCAUCGGUGUAGGAAAUCCUGGGAGUCAGUAAAAAUGACAUCUGUCUUUUUUUUUUUUUUUUUUUUCUUAAAACGGUUGUGAUUGUAUGCAUACAUUUUGUGUUUUAGGAUUGCCGUUUGUUUUGUUUUCUGGUACACUAGCGAUUACCUCAGUCCCACUAUUUAUGUCUUCUGACAAUAUGGCGCAAAAACGGUAUGAUUCGUGCUUUCUUUCUGCUAAUGUUUUUCAUGCAGAUCGCCGGGUUGUUUGAUAAAGUUUUCCCUCCAAACUAUGAAACUGUAUUAUUCAAAUGGUGUCAUAGUAGUUUCAUUAUGUAUUAUAUCUGUAACCAAAAUCAUCUGAAGGCUUGUGAUGAUGACGAGGGUGAAAUUUUUAACAAACAUUUGUACAUUUUGUAUGAGAGUUACUUAUGGUAAUACUUUAUUAAGUAGUGCAAUGAUUUUUUUUUUUUUUUUUAAUCCCUUACCCCAUCUUUUGGAUUUCAAAAGCUGGUUCAAUAAUAAAUGUAUAACAUCUUCUAA
This is a messenger RNA of Fundulus heteroclitus (mummichog), 4846 nucleotides long. RefSeq names its product ring finger protein 38 (gene rnf38). NCBI's taxonomy places the organism in Eukaryota, Metazoa, Chordata, Actinopteri, Cyprinodontiformes, Fundulidae. The transcript is spliced from 13 exons. The record is from RefSeq and is a predicted model, not a curated record. Bases 202 to 2520 code for a protein of 772 amino acids.